CGAUUUUAUACAACGUUGUAUAUUAAUAUUGGACGCUAUUUUCGUAGACAAUAUACUUUUUCCUCGAUUAGAUUUUAUAAGACUGACCUUUCCACUGACAGCCUCCUUCGUUGCUCUCUUCCUAUUUGGGCGCGAAUCGAGCAAGAUAUUUAUUUACCUAGGCGGUUACAUGUCUCGCAUAUCGCGAGACCUUGCCAACAGCCCACACAACCACAACCAGCAUGGUCGUGCAGACGGGCCCAACUCCACAUCCACAUCACAUCCAGAUCAUGCAACCAUGCAACAAGCACUGCGCGGUGCAACUACCUUUACCUGUGCAAAUGCCCGAGUUCCGCACGUCGCGGUAGUGGGCGCUGGCAUGGCAGGACUUCGAUGUUCCGACGUCCUAGCCCGGUCAGGCGUCAAUGUGACGCUCUUUGAAGCACGUAACCGACUGGGUGGGCGUGUGCAUCAGGUCGAGUCCGGCGGACACUUGGUGGACAUGGGGCCAAACUGGAUCCACGGGACGAAAGGAAACCCGAUCAUGACGCUUGCCGAGAAGACAAAGACGACAGUAAUAGAACCGGAGGAAGACGGAGCACUGUUCGACACGGGGGGAACGCGACGCCCCGAUGCCGAAGCCGUGGAGCUGUCCGGCAAGAUCUGGGAAUUUGUGGUGGACGCGUUCAAGUAUUCGGACGAGCACUCGGCGACGAUUGACCCGCAGACGAGUCUAUUUGAUUACUUCAAAUCUCGAAUAUCAAAGAUGAAAGGCGUUGACGACAGGAAACGGCAGGAUCUGCUCCAUGAAGGCCAGAUGUGGGGUCCUUUCGUGGGUGAUCCGGUCGAGACACAGAGUCUGAAGUUCUUUUUCCUGGAGGAAUGUGUCGAUGGCGGCAACGUCUUUGUGGCCAGUACAUACCAAAAGAUUCUGAAGGAAGCGGCUCGUACGGCGACCGAUCCGGAUAAAGUCGACCUUCGGCUUGAAACCGAGAUUGUCCACUUUGACACUUCGGCAGCAGCACAUAUCAACCCGGGGGAUGGACCCUCUCACAAAGUCACUCUGACAACGUCGACAGGCGAGAAACUGUCAUUCGACGAGGUUGUCAUUACAUGCCCCUUGGGAUGGCUGAAACGAAACCAUACCUCUGCCUUCACACCGGCUCUACCGCCACGAUUGGCUGAGGCCAUAGAGCAUAUCAACUACGGCCGCCUGGAGAAGUUGUACGUGACGUUUCCAGAGGCCUUUUGGCUCAAAUCACACAGCGAAGGCUCCCCUAGGGCUAUCAGCAGCCCGACCUCAGAGGAUGAUCUCAAUAACUCCAACUCCAGUUCACCUUCCGAAUUUCCAUAUCCCAUCUUCACCCAUUUCCACGACCCAAGUUAUGUCCCUCACCCGGCCUCCGAACCGUGGAACCAAUCUGUCGUCUCUCUAGCCCAUUUACUCCCUCCACAUUCUCACCCCACCCUCCUCUUCUACAUCUACGGCCCCUGUGCUACCCACGUUGUCCAUUCUAUCAAGAAUCUUGAACCCCAUUCGGCCGAGUACAAUGCCGUGCUCACAGCAUUCGCCAAACCAUUUUACAGCAAACUGCCCAACUAUUCUGCAGCAAACAAAACUUGUACUCCGACGUCGCUGCUCAUGACGCAGUGGCAGAACGAUCGGUUGGCCGGAAAUGGAAGCUACUGCAAUUUUCAAGUCGGACUGGAGAAAGGGGAUGAGGAUAUUGAAGUGAUGCGGAACGGUGGGGACAACUCCGGGGAUCGCAACAGUAUAAACACACGCGGCCUAUGGUUUGCUGGCGAACAUACAUCGCCAUUCAUUGCGCUGGGCACGACAACCGGUGCCUGGUGGAGCGGCGAAGGCGUCGCAAGGAGGAUUUGUGCAAAGUAUGGGCUCGACGUUCCCGACGAUGUCAAUGAAAAUGAGGCCGGUUUGGGUCAGCCGGCGGAGACUAGUGGCCAGACACUCCAGAAAAAGGAUCUCGAUGGACUGAACUCGAAAGGCGUGAAUAUGGCUGGGCCUGGGCUGGCCUUCUGAUCGAACACUCUUGUUGCUUGAUGGAUGGCCUUCUAUCCUAAGCCUAAGCUGGGAAACUGAAUGAUCAAUCAACCACCUGGCCUAAGGAACCCAAGGAACUGGGUAUUGACUCGUGACUCGUGAGGCCUGGCUUCUAGUUUGACACUUAGCCUUGUUCCAUUGCUCCUGCCUCAAUGGCGUGCAGCAGCUCUUGCCAGUUCCGAGUCCAUAAUCGCAAGACGCCAAGCAACUGAAGAUCAAGGCUUUCACCCUCCGAGGCAAUCAUGCAAUUUCGAACCCAACUCAAUCUUUCCUCUCGCGUCUGUCUCUGUCGGUGCCGAAUCGCGUGUCAUGGUUUGGUGCAUGUGCUGAAAUGCCUUCGAGCGCUGUAAGUUCGACGUAGAACUUAAUUAGCCUCUGUUC
Messenger RNA from Exophiala dermatitidis NIH/UT8656, 2422 nucleotides. Its product is annotated as flavin containing amine oxidase. Bases 170 to 2020 code for a protein of 616 amino acids. The record is from RefSeq and is a predicted model, not a curated record. The transcript has a single exon. Gene Ontology annotation, molecular function: oxidoreductase activity. Lineage: Eukaryota; Fungi; Ascomycota; Eurotiomycetes; Chaetothyriales; Herpotrichiellaceae.